GCGUGAUUCCUCGAUAGCUGCAUGUCGCGACGCCCGUCUUAGCAGCCAGCGCUGAAGCCUACAUCGUUUAGCGAGCACAAACGAUUCUCCCAGCUCGAAAGGCGUUAGAACGCAGUUCCGCAAAUGAGUGUUCGUCUGACCCCCGACCAAGGCAUCGACAGCCUGGUCUUGCAGAUCCGGAAGUUCGAGACGCCGUUGGAAGUCGAAUCACUGGACCUAACGAACUGCAUUCAUCUAGAGACCGACGAAGUGAUUCCUAUCAUCAAGAAAUGCGCGUUCACCAAUUCACUUCGGUGCCUAAGCUGCUCGAUCCAGCCUGGUGCCCUGGUGACGUUAAUACUCGGGCACAUGCGGCACCUUGUCCGCCUUGAGCUCACCCUCGUGUGCGAGGUGGUCCAGGAAGUGGGAGAGUAUCCCGACAAGGACGUAUGGGUGAACCGGUACAUCCUCCCCGACCUGCACCACAUCUACGUGGAGAUGGCCUACGACGCGAGUUACCAGCUUUUCGCCACAAUUCUGCGAGAAAGCGUGAACCUGAAACACCUCCACGUGCACUUCCUGCGCGGCAGCUUCUUGAACGCCCUCUGCGAAGAGGCAUUACGUCUGGAAAAAUUCACUUUCACCUCGGAACAGCCACCGCACUGCCAAUCACUCGUCUCGCCGUUGGGGUUGUUUAACUGCAUCUCUGUGUGCGCCAACGUCGAGCACCGCAGGCCUGGCGGAAUCAUGUCUGUCUUCACGUUUCACCAUCUUGCUGAGGACUCCGGCGAGCGCCGUCGCAUGCCGAAUCAGGCGACUGUAGUUGCCGUUCACACCAAACGCAGAAACCUCACCCCUGAACUGAUGCUAACGGCCUUCCGUGGCCACGACUGGUCGUUUACCAAUCGUGUGUGCUUUGUGUUGCUCCCGGAUGACCCUUCGAGCGUCGUUUACCCGCAGGCGGGCCUGGUGUACCGCGAUAGCCUUCUCUUUUUCUUCACAGAUUCGUUCAGGUACCUCUUAGAACUCAACAUCAGCUCCUUCCACUUUGGUGCUGGCCUCGACGUCAAAGAACUGCUUCAGGAUGCCACGCUGAAAAAGUUACGGUUCCUGCAGUCUCUUUCGGCGACCCCUUGCGGUCUGCGUCGCCUGUCGGCUCUGCGCCUUCUGGCGCAACACUGCCCACACUUCGGGGAACUGGACGUCCGCUACGAGAAUGGCGGCUUGGUCCGCUGUCUCGGUUGCGAAGUGGGCGUUCCCCUGGAUUCUGACGCGCCGACCAACGUUCCCGGAGGCACUGUCGGCUUUCAGAAACGGCUCGACCGGCUCACCCUGUCUGGCAUCAGGUUCCCUGUGGACCUGCACUUCAUCGAGUGCUGCGGGCCAACCACUACGGUGCGACUCUCCGGUUGCGCCAGCACCUCGAGCCCGCGCUACGAGCAUCUGGCUAAGGUACUCUCCGAGACAUGCUGGCCCACCUGCCUGGUUCUUCGGCACGGCAGUAUAGACAUUGAAGACGCCUCUGUGUUGGCCAUGCUUUCGAGCGUCCACAGCCUGCUGUACCUGUACCUGCUGUCGACGGUUUCCUGUCCUAACGAAGUCGCCGAGACCUGCUUCCGUGCACUGGCGGCUGCUCUUCCUCGUCUACGGUUUCUCCACUACCAUUACCUGACUUUGAACGGCGUGGAACGGAGUCUCACGCUCGUGCGCAGCAAGGACGAUCCUGAGGACAGAGGCAACCUGCUCCGCAACGCUCCCUGCUACCAGUGUUGCUCGACUGCGACGUUCGUAGGACUCGCCAAACCAUUAAACCGAGAGUUCGUGCCCUUUGCGUAGGUUCGGUAAAGGUCUGACAAAUCUGAAGAGGUGAUGCGUUUAGACAUUGUGUAGACCCUUUUACACGACGAAAAAAAGUUUUCAACACUCCCGCCUACAAAGGGAGGGACAAGUAUUCACACUAAGCAUGGCAGUCAUUCAGGCCACGGAAGGCUCACAGAUGAUUCAAGCAGACCUUGUCAUCUUGCGCAUACUGCAUCCGGCGCAUGCACAUCCGAGAUUGCAAUGAUUGCUGUGUUUCUUUAGCUUCGACAAAGACUAUUUCGAUAAGCAGCCAUUGCUGUAUCUUAUUUUUGUCUUUUAUCUAGGACGACCGCAAAAGGAAACAAGUUUGGUCGCGCGAAAGGAACAAAGACGUCUUCCUUACAUUUUUAUCUUGUCUGAGUACGCAGCCGCAUUCGCGUCAACGAGCGGCGACCCUUAUUCAACCACACCAUGAUACUGUCGCGUCAGAGGAAUCGCCUAACAAGAGAAGUGAUUGAAGCCAUCCACAUCAGAAGGAAACAAAGAAUUGUGUCAGCAUGCCGUCAGCUGCUCUGAGCGACCCAGAAUUUAGCUAUCUUUCUUGCACUUGCAAAAGAUGAUACCAGUGUUAUCAUUUUUUUUUAAUCCUGCUUGUGGCGUGUUAGGCCGUCUUUGCUGUUUGAUGUUCUUGCAUUUUUUUUCUUUUAAGUGGCACUUCACCUAUACAUCAUCCGUUUUUUUUAAUAAAUGUUAGCUGCGAGUCA
Molecule: messenger RNA, 2543 nt
Organism: Rhipicephalus microplus (southern cattle tick)
Lineage: Eukaryota; Metazoa; Arthropoda; Arachnida; Ixodida; Ixodidae
Source: RefSeq, a predicted model, not a curated record